AUGGGCUCUCGUCUAGAGCAGAAGUCGUCUCUCGUGCGAAAGCGCAUCGAGAACCACGAAUUCAACGGCGAAGAUGGCGAGGAGUAUGAAGGCUCGAAAUUCGGAGGGUUCUCGGACUACUUUCGUCGCAAGAAGAUAAAAUUGCAAAAUCUGGACAAUGACAUCCGUCAACAAGCAACCGACAAGCCAAAGCUAUUCAAGGGUAUCGUGUGCCAUGUCAACGGGUACACCCAACCGUCUCUCAAUGACCUCCACACGAUGAUAGUCCAACAUGGAGGCGGGUUCAUCCAAUACCUGGAUGGCAAGACGAUGGUAACGCAUAUCAUCGCGAGUAAUCUAACGCCCAAGAAGAAGGAAGAGUUCAAACGAUAUCGAAUUGUCAAGCCGGCCUGGAUCGUCGACAGUAUCAAAGCUGGCAAGCUACUGCCCUGGGAUGCUUACAGAGUUGUUGAUGAGGGCGUCGGACAGAAAGUCUUAGGCUUUGAGAAUGGCCAGAUUACUAGUCAGGCCAACCGAAAAGUUCAAGGCUACAGAGAGCAGACUGAUACGAGCUGGUAUACGUCUCAACUGAAAUCUCAGGCCGUGCCGAAACCCCAAACACAGACUGUGACACCCACUGCAGACGAUAUCAAUGACGACGAGUAUCCGAUGCCAGAGAUUACAAGUUCGAUGGAGGAGGCACUGAGAGAGGCAGACAAGACGAUUCCCCCUCGAGAAGAAGACAAGCCGCCUGAAACAGACAGCAGAGACCAACUUGGCGCAAGCGAAAUGCAAACACCACCUCCAAGCAGCCCGCCACUUGACACUGGUGGCGACAGUGCAGCUGGCGUGGCUCACCAGGCAUUAAAAGAUGACUCUGCGCACUCAGCGCCCGCUCUGCAUCCAUGGGACGGCUGGAAUGAGUCGGAGUUUUCCCAUGCUGUUGUCCGCAAUUCUGAGGUGAUGAAAAAUGUCUCACCUGAGAAGCUGGCCUCGAUGACCGCAGAAGAACACAACGCAAUGCUUCUGUCCGAUCCGAACAUUCGCAAAUCGACUGUUGUGAACCCCGAGUUUCUUGAACAGUUCUAUCGCGAGUCUCGCCUCCACCACUUGUCUACAUGGAAAGCUGAUCUCAAGUCACAACUUCAAGCUCUCGCUGCCGAAAAGUCUUCAUCUCAGAAAGCGAAGCAGAAAAGAAUUCCUGGUCAAAGACGGUACAUCAUGCAUGUCGAUUUCGAUAGCUUCUUCGCAGCCGUCUCCCUCAAGCAAUAUCCUCAAUAUAAAGACAAGCCAGCCGUGGUCGCACACGGCGGUGGCUCCGGCUCCGAGAUUGCCAGCUGCAACUAUCCGGCUCGCAAAUUCGGUAUCAGCAAUGGUAUGUGGAUGAAGCGAGCGCAGGAACUCUGUCCAGAAGUAAAGAUUCUGCCUUAUGACUUCCCCGGGUACGAAGCAGCAAGUCGAAAGUUCUACGACGCUAUCAUGGCAACUGGUGGAGUAGUGCAGAGCGUCUCCAUCGAUGAAGCUCUCAUUGAUAUUAGCGCUCUCUGUAUUGCUGAGAGCGGCUCUGAUGGCGUGCAAAGAAACGAGGGUGCAGUCCACCGGGAGCAAAGCAAAGCUGACGAUGUCGGACAAAGACUUCGAGAUGAGGUGCUGGAGAAGACUGGCUGUGCAGUGUCGGUCGGCAUUGGUGGCAACAUUCUCCAAGCUAAAGUUGCCUUACGCAAGGCGAAGCCGGCUGGUCAGUACCAGCUUAAGCCUGAUGAAGUUCUUGAUUUCCUCGGUGCACUGGAAGUGACCAAGCUCCCGGGUGUUGCAUGGAGUCUUGGGGGAAAGCUCGAAGAGAUCGGGAUUAAGUUCGUCAAGGACAUUCGUGAUACUUCCAAGCAGAAGUUGAUGACCACCUUGGGACCAAAGACAGGCGAGAAGAUGUACGAAUACGCUCGUGGUAUCGACAAGACUGAAGUAGGAGAUCAGGUGGUUCGAAAAAGCGUUUCUGCAGAGGUCAACUGGGGAGUCCGGUUCGAAAAUCAAGAGCAAGUGGAUGAGUUCAUGCAUGGACUCAGUGGCGAGCUCAAUAAACGUCUGCUCAAGGAACGUGUCAAGGGCAAGCAGCUCACUAUGAAGGUGAUGAAGCGGGCAGCUGAUGCUCCCCGAGAUCCGCCAAAACACUUGGGUCAUGGCAAAUGCGAUGUGUUCAACAAAAGUUUGCAGCUGGGCGUGGCAACCAACGACCACGCCGUGAUCACGAAGGAAGCAAUCGCCAUGAUGAAGUCGUUCGCCAUUACCCCUGGAGAGCUCAGGGGCAUCGGCAUACAAAUGCAGAAGCUGGAGCCGCUCAAGCAGGGCACUGAUGGAGCUGAUCUCAGCAGUCAAAGGAAGCUUCAGUUUCUCGUGGGACAGCGUUCAAAAUCGACCCCAGAAAAGCCACGCCCAUCUGAAGAUGCCAUUCAGGAUGAUGUAAAGACACCUCAGAAGCAACGAAUACCAGACGCCAACCAACCCAGUGCAGCUUUCAAGCCUGUCGAUACAGGUACGCCGACCAAGAAGCCGCUGAACACUUUGGGCACACAGUUCGUCUUACCCACGCAAGUCGAUCCGAGUAUGCUGGCCGAGCUACCGCCUGACAUCAGGUCAAAGCUUGCGAAGCACGUAGGGAGAGUUUCUGGAGACACAAAGCCAGCCGAAGCUAUCAAAGAGGCCGACGAUUCAAAUGCAUCCUCAAGAGCGCACUCGCCUGCUGUUGUGAUACCGCCCCAGUCACAACUCGAUCCCAGUAUUCUCGAAGCCCUGCCAGAGGAUGUCCGUAGAGAGGUGCUGGGAUUCUACAAAUCACCAGGUAAUCGAGCAGAGAAGCGAGGUGAUCAAGCACUUCUUCCACAAUCCCCGCGCAAAGCUCGCACCGCUGCUCCUGUUCGUCAACCCGUAAAACGAGGUCGAGGCAGGCCUCGCGGUAGCAGGAAUCUUGGGGGACUGUCUCGUAACAGCGGCAACUAUGGGGAGUCGUCGACGUUGACACAAGCGAACUUCGUCGCUCGUCCCCAUCUCGUCGAUGAUAGCGGCGGCACAGACAGCGAACAAGAGCCCGAAGAGCUAGAUGCAGAAGUCCUCGCUGCGCUUCCUGAAGACCUAAGACAGGAAGUCCUUGCACAGCAGCGCCAAGCACGACUGCAGAGAACUGGGGGAAUCGACCUGUCCCUGCAUCAGAGGUCCAAAGCCGCACGAAAAAAGAAAGCCGAAGACGAAGGCCCCCUCGACAGGCACUUUACCUUACCUCCCCGCGCGGCGAAACCUACCUUCACGAGCAAGAAACUCAGCGAACUGCCUGACUUGCGCAACGCAGUCAGCGCUUGGUUCAGGGAGUUCAGCGACGAAGCUCCUUAUGAGGACGAUGUGGCCGCGUUGAUCAAGUAUUUGAAGGAUGUUGUGACAGAAGAGAGAGACACUAGCAAGGCUGUUGCGGUUGUGAAGUGGAUGGCUUGGGUCAUUGAUCAGGGGGAGGAGAGUACUCCCGAGGAGGUGUUGGAUGGGUGGAGAGAAGCGCUUGGGAAGACGAGGCAGGAAGUGCAGAGGGCAGCUGAUGGGAGAGAGUUGGGGAUGUUGAGGUUUGAAUGA
Messenger RNA from Zasmidium cellare ATCC 36951, 3591 nucleotides. RefSeq lists its product as uncharacterized. The record is from RefSeq and is a predicted model, not a curated record. Gene Ontology annotation, molecular function: damaged DNA binding; deoxycytidyl transferase activity; DNA-directed DNA polymerase activity. Lineage: Eukaryota; Fungi; Ascomycota; Dothideomycetes; Mycosphaerellales; Mycosphaerellaceae. Gene Ontology annotation, biological process: error-prone translesion synthesis; error-free translesion synthesis. Bases 1 to 3591 code for a protein of 1196 amino acids. The transcript has 2 exons. Gene Ontology annotation, cellular component: nucleus.